UUUAUUCCGACCUUCCCUUCGACGAUUUAUACGGUUUCUCUCUUUUCAAGGAAGAAGGAGAGAUGUGAAGUGAAACGGGAGCACAGGAGACAAUGGCGAGUAUUACGCGAGCGCCAGACCGUCGUACUAUACGUGUAUGCACGUGCAUUAAGAUCCAGAAAGAACACAAGAAUCCAACAAGACUGGAAGUGCUUUGUCAAAAGAAAAACACCCACUCGACAAAGUACGUGAUCAGUUUGAAUGAUUGUUGUGCUGGUCAAAAAACUAAACAAGUAUAAAAUGUCAAAUUCAGUAUUUGCACUUUUUAUCAACUGAUGACCCUAAGAAUUUUUAAAAAACAAUCACGUGAUGUAGGAAAAUCCGGGCUUAUGUGAUAAAAAAUAAAAAUUAUGAAUUCCCAAUUUCAUUCCGAGUUGAUUAUAAAAGAAGAAGACAAAGAAGUUAAGGAGAAGCCGGUGGAUAACCUAACAAAACGCAAAAUAGGAGCAACACGUGAAAACACUGAAACAUCUAUUGGGAUAAGACCGAGACCGAUUAUUUACAAACCAGACAAUGUGGAUAUAGGAUGCAAAUCCGAACCAAUUGAAACAAAAUGUUACUGGGCACCUGGUGCAUGGCAGGAUGCUACUAGAACUAGCGCUUUUCAGCCUUAUAAGCCACCUACAUUAUUGACUAAUCUGCAAAGAGGAAACACCCAGACAGAGAUUCCACAGCUUUACGCAAGCAAUGAUAUCACAUUUCAUACACUUGCGGGUCAAGGGGAACUUACUCCCGAAAAUAUUCAUCCUGGAUCUGUCGAUCUUCUUGAUGAGAAAGGACUGACGGCACUCAUGUGGGCUGCAGGAUAUGGGCAGUUGGGAAGUGCCAAGCACUUGCUUAAAGCUGGAGCUAAUAAAAAUUAUCGAGGACUCAAUGGAGAAACUCCCUUGCAUUUAGCUGCAGCUUAUGGACACCAUGAUCUUGUAAAGUUGUUGUUGCAUCAUGGAGCAGAUAUAAAUGCGAACGACAAGGAAGGUAAUACACCAUUGAUAUACGGAGCUCGAGGAGAUCAUCCACAUGUCUGCUAUGAACUUCUCUCCAGAGGUGCUGAUAUCACUCAUCGCAAUGCUUACAAUAUUAGUGCUUAUCACGCCGCCGUAUUAAACAAUGCACUGACAGCAAAAGCAGUAAUCGAAAAUUAUCUUAUGCAACAAGUAGUGAAUUUUCCAAAUGACAUUUUACAGUGAAAUUAUGAAUGUUCUGUAUUAUUCAAUUGUAAAUAUAAAUAUUGACGUAGGUCUACGAUUAAUUAUACUUAACGGAAUCAGGAAGUCCACUUUCUUUUCUCUCAAUUAAACACAUUGUGAAAGCAAUAAACGAGCAAUUAAAUGUAUUUUUGUAUAUAAUCGU
Messenger RNA from Cephus cinctus (wheat stem sawfly), 1389 nucleotides. Its product is annotated as DNA-binding protein RFXANK. Lineage: Eukaryota; Metazoa; Arthropoda; Insecta; Hymenoptera; Cephidae. The record is from RefSeq and is a predicted model, not a curated record. The coding region runs from base 390 to 1226 and encodes 278 amino acids. Gene Ontology annotation, molecular function: protein binding. The transcript is spliced from 6 exons.